UGGAUUAUAAAGAUACAAGUAGUACCUAGUAACAAGGUGCACCGCAAAGAAAAGAAGGAGAGCAAGAAACAUAAGAACGUGAAAUCAAUUAAACAGCUAUAUCUACCGACCAAAAAAGUGUCUGAUGAGUCUGAACAGCUCGAGAGAAGUUGUUUGACAGAAAAGAAUGUGAACAAUCACCACGUUGGUUAUUCAUCUGAUGGUAGCCAAAACAGUAACAAGAGAAGAAGGGAAGCUUCUCCUGCUAACAUCAAAGCGACACCUGCCGUUAGUAAGCCUCUACGGAUACGCUUUGUCUUCAAGAAACCUUCUAAAGAAGCUGAGGUUUUUCUUCCUCGAGAGGAUCGUCUUUGCUCCACUUCAGGGACUGAUCAACCUAGCAUAGUAUCAAGUUCUUCUGUCUCAGCUCAUGAUGAGAAUCUUGUUUCAACUUCUCUUGAGAAUGACAAGACUGCAGUUCCUUCUGAAUCAAAGAAGAAAAAGAAACAUAGGAUUAGCAAAGAAACUCGGUACAGUUCAUUGUUUGAUGAACCGGUUCUUCCCUGCAUUUUGAUGGAGGUAGAUGAUGAUAACAACAGCGAUGACUGGCUUCUUGGUGCAAGGCGGCAUAACAACGCUCGUAUGAAUGAACAAGACAUGGUAUCUAACAUGCACAAGUCAGGAGAUUCCUGUUUCCCUAGUCCCCAGUUUUUGCCUGAUGUGGAGAUUUUUUCAUUGCCAUACACAGUCCUGUUUUAGUCCCCCCCCCCCACCCAAUAAUUGUUUUGUUUAUUCUCAGCUUAGCCUUAGGCCUUAGUUUUGUACAGUUCCACUGAUUGUAACAAACACAAGUAUCAAAUAAUACUUGAAUGUAAUCUGUAUUCUAAACUUGUACAUUGAGUUUAAAGUUUUGGAUUUGAG
Molecule: messenger RNA, 900 nt
Organism: Raphanus sativus (radish)
Lineage: Eukaryota; Viridiplantae; Streptophyta; Magnoliopsida; Brassicales; Brassicaceae
Exons: 2
Source: RefSeq, a predicted model, not a curated record